Sipha flava (yellow sugarcane aphid) is the source of this 1134-nucleotide messenger RNA. Its product is annotated as craniofacial development protein 2-like. Lineage: Eukaryota; Metazoa; Arthropoda; Insecta; Hemiptera; Aphididae. The transcript is spliced from 2 exons. The record is from RefSeq and is a predicted model, not a curated record. Gene Ontology annotation, molecular function: catalytic activity. The coding region runs from base 1 to 1134 and encodes 377 amino acids.
AUGUUUGAAAUCGAAUCAAACAUAAAUUUGCCUCGGAAUUGUGGAUCAAAGGACUUUAGACUGGAAAAUUGGAAAUCGGCAUUACGUUUUGGAACCUGGAAUGUACGCACUUUAUUCAAACCUGGAGCAGUAGGAACAGUAGUUAAAGAGAUAGAAAGAUACAAGUUAGGAGUAGUGGCACUACAGGAAUUGAGGUGGCAAGAUACGGGUUCAAUGCAAAUAAGUAAUACAACGCUGUUUUUUGGUGCUUGUGACAGAAGAAGACAAGCUGGAAGUGGAUUCGCGGUAAACAACAAGCUACUAAUAGCUGUAAAAAGUUUUAAAGUUAUAAACCCUAGAUUAACGAUCUUGACACUCGAUACAAAAUGGUUUGGAGUAGUCUUCGUAAAUGUGCAUGCUCCUACAGAGGACAAAGAUGAUAAUGAAAAAGAUGAUUUCUACUCGUUGUUAGACAAUACACUGUGUGAGAUACCAAGAGGCUGUGUACAAAUCAUAUUAGGAGAUUUUAACGCAAAAAUCGGACGCGAAGAAUGUUUUAAGCCGAUAAUAGGAGGGCAUAGUCUACACCAGUUAUCGAAUGAUAAUGGGUGCAGACUUAUUGACUUGGCAACGGGAAGAAAUCUAAGGGUUAAAAGUACCAUGUUCCCUCAUAAGAACAUACACAAAGGUACAUGGAGGUCACCAGAUGGACGACAUGUAAAUCAAAUAGACCAUGUACUGGUGAAUGAAGGAUUUAAUAACAGUAUUAUGGAUGUAAAAACCGUACGUGGAGCCGACGGCGAUUCGGAUCAUUUUCUUGUGGCAGGUAGACUACGAGUGAAGUUAAAAAGAAGACAAGAAAUAAGGAGAGGAGGAGCUACGGGACGGUGUGACAUUGCGAACCUUAACUAUCCAAUGGUAGUUGAGAAUUUUCAAAAAGGUAUAGAGGAAAAGUUAAGAAGGAUGAUUGCAAGUGAGUCAGGCAGAGAAGUGGAACAAAGGUGGAAAACGGUAAAACAACUUAUUCAAGAAGCAGAAAAAACAAUAGGGAAACAAAAAACUAAGAAAAAAACCUGGUUUAAUGAUAUUUGCGAAGAAGCCAUAGCGAAACGAAGCACUCGCAAAAGUCGUGAAUCGGUCUACGGACAACGAUAA